Molecule: messenger RNA, 2265 nt
Organism: Syngnathus typhle (broad-nosed pipefish)
Lineage: Eukaryota; Metazoa; Chordata; Actinopteri; Syngnathiformes; Syngnathidae
Product: dematin-like
Exons: 15
Coding region: 134-1363 (409 amino acids)
Biological process (GO): lamellipodium assembly; cytoskeleton organization; actin filament bundle assembly
Cellular component (GO): actin cytoskeleton; plasma membrane
Molecular function (GO): actin filament binding
Source: RefSeq, a predicted model, not a curated record
GAAGAGGCGGGAGCGAGUGCGGAGGUUCACUCGCUCGUUCGCUCGCCCGCUGGAUGCAGCUCACACGCGCAGGACGCGUGGAACGCGCACGCACAGACGCGCGCACGCAGGGAGUGACCAAUCAGCCGCCACCAUGAUGAUGAUGCCAAAGAGGCCUCAGACGUCCCCGGGCAGCGUGCUGUCUCUGCGAGGUGGCGGCAACAUGCCGGGAUCCCCCGCCGCCGCCAUCGUGGCCCGCGUGGACGACAACGUGAUGGUCUACAAGGACCUAGCGGCACUCCCGCAGGACAAAGCCAUCCUGGACAUUGAGAGGCCAGACCUGAUGACAUACGAGCUGCACUACCACUAUAGUCCACUAGAGGUGUUGAGUUCUCUGUCUCCCGGCUCAUUCUCCCCUCCGACCUCUCCCGAGGAGUGCAGAGCGUGGCCGGAGAAAGGUUCUCCUGGCGACUCGUCGCCGGCUUCCAAGCGCAACAGCGGCAACACCACACCAUCGCCACACACGCAACGCACGCUUCAAACGCAACAUGCACAAAACACACAACCUUCCAACAUCCUACAACACUUCCACAGGCCUGAUAAUGGAAGUAACAUCUACAAGAAGCCUCCCAUCUACAGAAGAGGUGCGUCGUCUUCAGGACUUGCCGCGGGGAAGCACUUGGAGGAUCUCAUUAUCGAGUCGUCAAAGUUUCCCGCCGCCGAGCCUCCGGACCCGAACGUUCCCUCCAAGAUUGAAACGGAACACUGGCCUUGCCCGCCCUCGUCCGCCGUUUUUGAGAAGGAGAAGGCGUGCCGCAGGAGUGAGGGCAGGCAAGAAGAAGAAGAGGAGGACGAAGAAGACGAUAAAGUUUGGGGCUUGCGAGCGCUUCACAUGCAGGAACUGAACAAGAUUCAGUCCAACCUAGGAAGGAUCAUCCUGAAGGAGGAGCUGGAAAAGUCGGCCGCUCCGCUGAAGAGAAAAACACGGUCGCUUCCGGACCGCAGCCAGCACGCAGGUGGCGCCACCUCCCGCAUCGUUUGUUUCCCAGCAACCUCUGGGGCAGGCCUAGCCAGAUUGCAGUCGACAAAAUCCAGCCCGUCGGAGAAGCCCGUAGCAGGUACAGGUGUUCAGGUAGAGUGUGCCUUCAUCGUUGUGCCGCGGGUCGGCCAUGUUGUGGUGAUGUUUGUGUGUUUGUGUGUCAGAACGGCGAAGCCGCGUUGGACCGAGGCCGCUCGCUGCCCAGUGUGCUGGAGUUCAAGAUUUACCCAUAUGAGAUGCUGGUGGUCAACCACAAAGGACGAAGGACACUUCCUUCUGGCGUCGACAGAACGCGAUUGGAGAGACAUCUGUCGCGGGAAGAGUUCGCCAACGUGUUCGCAAUGACGCCGGAGGAGUUUGAACAGCUUUCCCUCUGGAAGCAGAACCACCUUAAGAAGAGAGCGUGUCUCUUCUGACUGCCACGCCCACACAGCUGGAGACACGCCCACUCCACAAAGCUAACGUUAGCAUUUGACGUAAUUGCUAAAAUUACUGCUAAAAAGUUGAGCAGGCACAAAAACAAAACAUUGCUGCUUUCCACUCUGAAGGAAGGAGCUGUCUGUAUGUGAUGCUAAAUCAUUGAGCAGUUACUGAAAAACUUUGUGGCUUUCAACUUCACCAAAGUCACAAGGGAAGCUACUGUUAGGAUUAGCUUGACAACGCUAGCGGUUAGCAUCCAGGUUAUCGUAGCUUAGCAUACUGACCAGGACAAAAGCUGAAAUCGGCUGAGAGAAAGUCAAUAUAAAACGAUGACAUGAUUCAUACAUCAGCGCAGACUGAUAACAUCACGUUCGCACCAUGUCGGCCAUUUCGCAUCUUCUGUCAAGCGAGUCAUCACCAUUCAAAAUGGAGAUGACGUUUUAGAUAUGAGAUGAGCGCUUUGUUUUGAUAGUUUUGGAGUAAUUCUGAGUCACUAACUUCAUGUUUGUUGUUUUUAUUUCAAUUCUUUGGAUGUUUUCGAUGAUUUCUAAUAAUGAAUUUUGUGUUACACGCCUGCUGCAUGUGUGAUCUUAAUGUGACAGGAUCAAAAACUAAUCAGCAUUGAAUGAAACAUCACUGUGUGCUCGGCUCAUUUACACGCAUUAAUAAUUUAAUAUAAGGCAAUUUCAGAAAAAUAGUGCUGUUGUUUCUCACGUGGAUGAUGAAUGUGAUGUGAACGAUAAACACCAUAGACACAAAAACUUCAUAUUUGUCAAAAUGUGAUUCUAAGGUGAGUUUUAAAUUUUAAAAAAAACUUUGAUAAAAAG